Closterium sp. Yama58-4 is the source of this 4719-nucleotide messenger RNA. The record is from the annotation of a GenBank genome assembly. NCBI's taxonomy places the organism in Eukaryota, Viridiplantae, Streptophyta, Zygnematophyceae, Desmidiales, Closteriaceae.
AUGCUCAGAACGAGCGCUUCUAGCCUCAAAACUAUCACCCCGCCCCAUUCUCCCGCUUUCCAUCACCCCGCCCCAUUCUCCCUCUUUCCAUCACCCCGCCCCAUUCUCCCGCUUUCCAUCACCCCGCCCCAUUCUCCCGCUUUCCAUCACCCCGCCCCAUUCUCCCGCUUUCCAUCACCCCGCCCCAUUCUCCCGCUUUCCAUCACCCCGCCCCAUUCUCCCGCUUUCCAUCACCCCGCCUUGUUCUCCCGCUUUCCAUCACCCCGCCCCGUUCUCCCGCUUUCCAUCACCCCGCCCCAUUCUCCCGCUUUCCAUCACCCCGCCCCAUUCUCCCGCUUUCCAUCACCCUGCCCCAUUCUCCCGCUUUCCAUCACCCCGCCCCAUUCUCCCACUUUCCAUCACCCCGCCCCGUUCUCCCGCUUUCCAUCACCCCGCCCCGUUCUCCCGCUUUCCAUCACCCCGCCCCGUUCUCCCGCUUUCCAUCACCCCGCCCCGUUCUCCCGCUUUCCAUCACCCCGCUCCAUUCUCCCGCUUUCCAUCACCCCUCCCCAUUCUCCCGCUUUCCAUCACCCCGCCCCAUUCUCCCGCUUUCCAUCACCCCGCCCCAUUCUCCCGCUUUCCACCACCCCGCCCCAUUCUCCCGCUUUCCAUCACCCCGCCCCAUUCUCCCGCUUUCCAUCACCCCGCCCCAUUCUCCCGCUUUCCAUCACCUCGCCCCAUUCUCCUACUUUCCAUCACCUCGCCCCAUCUCCCUCUUUCCAUCACCCCGCCCCAUUCUCCCGCUUUCCAUCACCCCGCCCCAUUCUCCCGCUUUCCAUCACCCCGCCCCAUUCUCUCGCUUUCCAUCACCCCGCCCCAUUCUCCCGCUUUCCAUCACCCGCCCCAUUCUCCCGCUUUCCGUCACCCCGCCCCAUUCUCCCGCUUUCCGUCACCCCGCCCCAUUCUCCCGCUUUCCGUCACCCCGCCCCAUUCUCCCGCUUUCCGUCACCCCGCCCCAUUCUCCCGCUUUCCGUCACCCCGCCCCAUUCUCCCGCUUUCCGUCACCCCGCCCCAUUCUCCCGCUUUCCGUCACCCCGCCCCAUUCUCCCGCUUUCCGUCACCCCGCCCCAUUCUCCCGCUUUCCGUCACCCCGCCCCAUUCUCCCGCUUUCCGUCACCCCGCCCCAUUCUCCCGCUUUCCGUCACCCCGCCCCAUUCUCCCGCUUUCCGUCACCCCGCCCCAUUCUCCCGCUUUCCGUCACCCCGCCCCAUUCUCCCGCUUUCCAUCACCCCGCCCCAUUCUCCCGCUUUCCAUCACCCCGCCCCAUUCUCCCGCUUUCCAUCACCCCGCCCCAUUCUCCCGCUUUCUAUCACCCCGCCCCAUUCUCCCGCUUUCCAUCACCCCGCUCCAUUCUCCCGCUUUCCAUCACCCCGCUCCAUUCUCCCGCUUUCCAUCACCCCGCCCCAUUCUCCCGCUUUCCAUCACCCCGCCCCAUUCUCCCUCUUUCCAUCACCCCGCCCCAUUCUCCCUCUUUCCAUCACCCCGCCCCAUUCUUCCGCUUUCCAUCACCCCGCCUCAUUCUCCCGCUUUCCAUCACCCCGCCCCAUUCUCCCUCUUUCCAUCACCCCGCCCCAUUCUCCCUCUUUCCAUCACCCCGCCCCAUUCUCCCGCUUUCCAUCACCCCGCCCCAUUCUCCCGCUUUCCAUCACCCCGACCCAUUCUCCCGCUUUCCAUCACCCCGCCCCAUUCUCCCGCUUUCCAUCACCCCGCCCCAUUCUCCCGCUUUCCAUCACCGCCCCACUCUCCCGCUUUCCAUCACCCGCCCCAUUCUCCCGCUUUCCAUCGCCCCGCCCCAUUCUCCCGCUUUCCAUCGCCCCGCCCCAUUCUCCCGCUUUCCAUCGCCCCGCCCCAUUCUCCCGCUUUCCAUCACCCCGCCCCAUUCUCCCUCUUUCCAUCGCCCCGCCCCAUUCUCCCUUUUUCCAUCGCCCCGCCCCACUCUCCCGUUUUCCAUCGCCUCGCCCCAUUCUCCCGCCUUCCAUCACCCCGCCCCAUUCUCCCGCCUUCCAUCACCCCGCCCCAUUCUCCCGCUUUCCAUCACCCCGCCCCAUUCUCCCGCUUUCCAUCACCCCGCCCCAUUCUCCCGCUUUCCAUCACCCCGCCCCAUUCUCCCGCUUUCCAUCACCCCGCCCCAUUCUCCCGCUUUCCAUCACCCCGCCCCAUUCUCCCGCUUUCCAUCACCCCGCCCCAUUCUUCCGCUUUCCAUCACCCCGCCCCAUUUUCCCGCUUCUACACCCCGCCCCAUUCUCCCGCUUUCCAUCACCCGCCCCAUUCUCCCGCUUUCCAUCACCCCGCCCCAUUCUCCCGCUUUCCGUCGCACCACCCCACUCUCUCUGCUUCCAUCACCCCGCCCCACUCUCCCGCUUUCCGUCGCACCGCCCCACUCUCCAGCUUUCCAUCACCGCCCCACUCUCCCGCUUUCCAUCGCCCCGCCCCAUUCUCCCUUUUUCCAUCCCCCCGCCCCACUCUCCCGCUUUCCGUCGCACCCCCCCCACUCUCCCGCUUUCCAUCGCCAUGCCCCAGUCUCCCGCUUUCCAUCGCCCCGCCCCAUUCUCCCUUUUUCAUCGCCCCGCCCCAUUCUCCCUUUUUUCCAUCGCCCCGCCCCACUCUCCCGCUUUCCAUCGCCCCGCCCCAUUCUCCCCGCUUUUUUCCAUCACGCGCCCCAUUCUCCCGCUUUCCAUCGCCCCGCCCCAUUCUCCCGCUUUCCAUCACCCCGCCCCAUUCUCCCGCUUUCCAACAUUCCCCCCCCCCCCCCCCCACCCCGCCCCAUUCUCCGCUUUCCAUCACCCGCCCCAUUCUCCCGCUUUCCAUCACCCCGCCCCAUUCUCCCGCUUUCCAUCACCCGCCCCAUUCUCCCGCUUUCCAUCACCCCGCCCCAUUCUCCCGCUUUCCAUCACCCCGCCCCAUUCUCCCGCUUUCCAUCACCCCGCCCCAUUCUCCCGCUUUCCAUCACCGCCCCCAUUCUCCCGCUUUCCGUCACCCCGCCCCAUUCUCCCGCUUUCCGUCACCCCGCCCCAUUCUCCCGCUUUCCGUCACCCCGCCCCAUUCUCCCGCUUUCCGUCACCCCGCCCCAUUCUCCCGCUUUCCGUCACCCCGCCCCAUUCUCCCACUUCCGUCACCCCGCCCCAUUCUCCCUCUUCCGUCACCCCGCCCCAUUCUCCCUCUUUCUAUCACCCCGCCCCAUUCUCCCUCUUUCCAUCACCCCGCCCUAUUCUCCCGCUUUCCAUCACCCCGCCUCAUUCUCCCGCUUUCCAUCACCCCGCCCCAUUCUCCCGCUUUCCGUCACCCCGCCCCAUUCUCCCGCUUUCCGUCACCCCGCCCCAUUCUCCCGCCUCCCCGCCCCAUUCUCCCGCUCUCCAUCACCCCGCCCCAUUCUCCCGCUCUCCAUCACCCCGCCCCAUUCUCCCGCUCUCCAUCACCCCGCCCCAUUCUCCCGCUUUCUAUCACCCCGCCCCAUUCUCCCUCUUUCCAUCACCCGCCCCGUUCUCCCGCUUCCAUCACCCCGCCCCAUCUCUCCGCUUUCCAUCACCCCGCCCCGUUCUCCCGCUUUCCAUCACCCCGCCCCCUUCUCCCGUUCUCCGCUUUCCAUCACCCCGCCCCGUUCUCCCUCUUUCCAUCACCCCGCCCCGUUCUCCCGCUUUCCAUCACCCCGCCCCGUUCUCCCGCUUUCCAUCACCCCGCCCCGUUCUCCCGGUUUCAUCACCCCGCCCCGUUCCCGUUCUCCCGCUUUCCAUCACCCCGCCCCGUUCUUCUGUUUCCAUCACCCGCCCCGUUCUCCCGCUUCCAUCACCCCGCCCCGUUCUCCCGCUUUCCAUCACCCCGCCCGGUUCUCCCGCUUUCCAUCACCCCGCCCCGUUCUCCCGCUUUCCAUCACCCCGCCCGGUUCUCCCGCUUUCCAUCACCCCGCCCCGUUCUCCCGCUUUCCAUCACCCCGCCCUUGUUCUCCCGCUUUCCAUCACCCCGCCCCGUUCUCCCGCUUUCCAUCACCCCGCCCCGUUCUCCCUCUUUCCAUCACCCCGCCCCGUUCUCCCGCUUUCCAUCACCCCGCCCCGUUCUCCCGCUUUCCAUCACCCCGCCCCGUUCUCCGGUCCAUCACCCGCCCGCGGUUCUCCCGCGCAUUCCAUCACCCCGCCCCCCGUUCCCGGAUCACCCCGCCCGGCGUUCCCGUCCCCCCCGUUCCCCCGCUUUCCUCCCCCCCGCCCCGCCUUCACCCCGCUUUUUCUCCCGCUUUCCAUCACCCCGCCACCAUUCUCCCGCUUUCCUUCACCCCGCCCCGUUUCCCGCUUUCCAUCACCCCGCCCCGUUCUCCCGCUUUCCAUCACCCCGCCCCGUUCUCCCGCUUUCCAUCACCCCGCCCCGUUCUCCCGCUUUCCAUCACCCCGCCCCGUUCUCCCUCUUUCCAUCACCCCGCCCCGUUCUCCCGCUUUCCAUCACCCCGCCCCAUUCUCCCGCUUUCCAUCACCCCGCCCCAUUCUCCCGCUUUCCAUCACCUCCCGCUUUCCAUCACCCCGCCCCAUUCUCCCGCUUUCCAUCACCCCGCCCCAUUCUCCCGCUUUCCAUCACCCCGCCCCAUUCUCCCGCUUUCCAUCACCCCGCCCCAUUCUCCCGCUUUCCAUCACCCCGCCCCAUUCUCCCGCUUUCCAUCACCCCGCCCUAUUCUCCCGCUUUCCAUCACCAACUUAG